CAGCCAUUCUCUUUCUUUCAGUGCUACAGAAAGGGGCCUCAUUAAAGGUGACAACCAUGGCAUCGUGGAUAAAACCUCAUCCCAAAAAGCCCAGUUCUUCACCUCCUGAUACAUGUGUGAUUAGACCCUCAAACUCAUCUCUCAGUCUACAAUUCCCCUACAGACUGACAGUUCCCCUACUGACUGUCAGAUGGAAGGUGAAACUAAUUUCCAUGCCAACAUCAAAUGUGAUACUGAAGUGGAAGGAUGGAUCUACAAACUAUGGAAAGUUUGCAAGGACACAUUUCAACAACAGAGUCAAGUUUAUAGAAGAGAAUGUUACUCUUCUCAUCAAGCCAGCACAGAGAAAUGACACUGGCAGCUAUUCCCUGGAGACUGAUGAUAAGUUUGGGGUUACAACUACAAUACAUUUCAAGGUCACUAUACUUGAUCCUGUUAAAGAGCCUCGUGUGCAGGUGAAGUCAAAUGUCCUGACUGGAGGUCUGUGUCAGGUGGUCCUGAACUGCCAGGCCCCCAGGGAUGGCAACUUGAGCUUUCAGUGGUAUCAGGAUAGCAUGCAGAUGCCAGUGCUGAUGAAUGACACCCCCUGGGAGGUUGAGGUAAUUGUCAAAAGCUCACACAAUUACACCUGCAGGGUGAGCAAUGAGUUCAGUUCGGCAAAUCACAGCCUCCGCCUCGACCCCAGCUGUCUGGAUCCCUCAAAAAUGAAUCUCAGCUCUCCAGCCAUACUGGUGACCUUGGGAGUCAUCAUCUUGCUCCUGGGCAGCCUUGCCUGCUUCUUGGUGUGGAGGAGGAGGGGGAAGAGGAGGAAGCAGUCAGAGUCCAUCCAUCGGACAGUCUAUGAAGAUGUCAACAACCCAAGGAACCGGAACCAGGUGAAUCAGGUAGGAUGCCCACAGGAUUCUAGAAAACCAGGACAGAAUUCCUCAGAAGAUACAAAAACCAUCUACUCUACUGUUCAGAUCCAGUCCUCUGCAUCCACAUCAGGAGAGAACUCCAACACAUUAUAUUCUCUUGUACAACCUUCCCGGAAGUCUGUAUCCAAGAAGAAGCAGCCCAGCCCUUCCCUGAACUACACGGUGCACGAAGAAGUUGGAAAUGGAAAGCCCAGAGCCCUGGGCCCCUCUCGACUAAGCCUCAAGGAGGUGCAGAACUUUCAAAUCUAUUCCUAGGGCCCUGCAGGCCUCCCCUCUCACGUACAAGCCUCUACUUGGGAACUAGUCACCAGGUGAUGUAGCAGGUGUCUCUGCAAGGCUGGUUUGCAGAAGAUACAGGCUCUGCCACUGUUGUUAGUUUGGGAAGUGAUCUCUAAUGGCCAGUAUGAGAGCAAGACUGAGCAAGAUUAUAAUUCACUGAAGACAACAGGAUGGAUGAAAGGUCAGCAAGCCCAAGCACCGGUGAUGUAUGAGGUGCUAUGUAAAUACUGGGGCUAUUAGCAUGUAGAGUCUCCCUCCUUCCCGAUCAGGAGUGACCACUUUUCUAGAUGCUUCCUCAUCCAGGCUUAUUUUCCUAGAAGGAAGGAGAGAUAGCAGCUUCCUUCCUUGAAGUAAGUCUAUUGGUUGGGGGUGGGGGUUCAUUCACAGGUUCUCUAAGGACCAGGUCUAGGGUUCACUCAAAAGCAGAGUCGUGCCUCCACAUCAAACCCUUCCUUCUGGUGGGUUGGUCACAAAGCUGAAUAGGCAGGAAGAAGAGGAGCCCUGUCGUUUAACCAGGUGGUGACAGUAACUUUGUCUAGAGUAGGAUGUUUGGCACAAAAUAUGUCACUAGACAUCAAAUUAGAAGCAUAUGGGAUCAAAGUUCUGAGUCUGGGAAGUGUUCCUGACACACUUUGCAGGGGGCAUUCAGAUGACUGAACAGUUAAGAAGUAGGACUCCAUGCUGGGCUGUGAGCCCAAGGCUGUGUCCAGUGAAGGGACAUUGGUGACCUAGAAGAGGCAUUAGUCUGAAAUCCCAGUGGGCAAUGCCCAGAUCUUUAUGUCUUUCUGUAUUUAACAUGUGAAUUGAAAAUAAAACUCUUGUAUUAUCCACAA
Messenger RNA from Erinaceus europaeus (western European hedgehog), 2029 nucleotides. RefSeq names its product CD244 molecule (gene CD244). Lineage: Eukaryota; Metazoa; Chordata; Mammalia; Eulipotyphla; Erinaceidae. Bases 57 to 1172 code for a protein of 371 amino acids. The transcript has 8 exons. Gene Ontology annotation, biological process: natural killer cell activation involved in immune response. Gene Ontology annotation, cellular component: external side of plasma membrane. Gene Ontology annotation, molecular function: MHC class I protein binding. The record is from RefSeq and is a predicted model, not a curated record.